This is a messenger RNA of Pangasianodon hypophthalmus (striped catfish), 2279 nucleotides long. RefSeq lists its product as uncharacterized. The coding region runs from base 124 to 705 and encodes 193 amino acids. Lineage: Eukaryota; Metazoa; Chordata; Actinopteri; Siluriformes; Pangasiidae. The transcript is spliced from 2 exons. The record is from RefSeq and is a predicted model, not a curated record.
AGCAAAUGGUCUCACACAAACACACACACACACACACACACACACACAGACAGACAAAACGGAGUGAAACUCAGGUUGGAGGUUUGUUUCUCAGCUCAACUCGGGAAGUAGGUGUCCAUCAGAAUGACAUUCCUCACCCUGAUCCUUUUGACCUCUGCUUUGUCUCUCUGCUCAUCUCUGGAUAUCAACCCGAAACCAUGCAUGCGAGCAAAGUACAACAACGCUCACGCCAGCUUUCUCAAGCGGCAUUUGCCUGAUGGUGUGCCGAAGACGUGGGACCAGAACGUGUGGAACGCACUGCUCAGGCAGAUCAAGACGUGUGGCAGACCCACUCAGUCAUUUUUCCAUGAGAAUGACAGAGAGCGUGUGAACGCAGUGUGCACCAAGGCUGGUGGAAAACAGCACUCUGACAACCUGUGCAUCAGCAAGGAGAAAUUCUCCUUCGUGACUGUGCGUGUGAAUGUGAAUGAGGGAUUGUGUGGCAUUAAGAGUAUACGCAAUGAGACCAAACACAUCAUCCUUGGGUGCGACGAGGUCGAGAACACGUGUCGUCCUGUUCAUUUUGAGGGUAACCCGAACAGUCUGACGCCCAGUAAUAAUCAGCCCGACUGUGGAGAACGCUCAGGGUCCAGCUCAGGAUUUAAAGCAACCAUGUCCAAAAGCCUUCUAGUCUUCAUUUUAGUAGCUUUGACUUAUAUUUUGUGAUAUGGCAAAUUGUUGGGAAGGCACAGCCAAUCAGUUCAUUUCAAUUUCCGGUGAGUCGAGAGCACCGAGAACCUCAUGGUCUUCCUACCGCAUGGACUGAACUUACCUAUUGCUCCAUUAAAGUGGAUAUGUGUUGUGUUGUGCAUCAAUAACAACAUGUAAGUCCUUUAACGAAUGUUGUUUAUUGAAUGUCAUAUAUGACAGCAGUAGUUAAUAAGUUGCCGUGAGUUUGUUUGUUCGUUAAGUGACGACAGUAAUCCAAGGCCCUUGCCUAGACUGUUCAUCAAACUCAUAUUUACUAUAUACUUGAGUUUUUACGAUUGGUAUUGUUGAUUGAUGUUUCCAGUAUUGCGUACAUAAUUGAAUAUGGUACUACCACCAGAGAAUUCAUGUUUACUAUGGACAGUUAGCAGUAUAAAUGUCAGUUAGUGUUAUUGAUGAUGGAAGUUGCUGAUAUUUGUCUGAUUAUUGUCUAUUAUUUAUUGUUUCAGACCACAAACACACCUGUCCGAUUACCUCACCUGUCCGAAGUGCCUUAAAAACACAAAUCAUACUGACAAAUGUUCUGGUUACACACCAGUGUUAAAUAAAGUAUUGGAUUGGAUUAAGUAUUGGAGUGUUGCAUUAGAAUACACUAUGUUGAGCUGACUCUUAUAGAGUCUUAUUUGGGUCCAGCUAUGAGUGUUAAUUCAGCAGUGUCGGUACCAGUUCAACACUGGCCUGAGGAUUUUGCUAUGCAGCUUUAUUGUAUAUGUGUGUACAAAUAUUCAAGCUGAGCUAUGUGAUAAAAUAAAGAGUAAAAUAAAAAGUAAAACAUUUUGACUGGCAAGAUGCUAUACCCAAAAUGAACAAAUAAAGCUUCAGAAAUUGAAAAUGGCUAUAAAACAUUCUUAACUUGUUAAGAGUCAAACAGUAUCAGUAUCAAGUAUCAGUAUAAUCUCAUACAGUAUCACCAAACUUCUUUGAGACUUAUUUGUCUGGUGGCAGGUUAUGGGGUUAGAUUUAAUUGUGGGGUGUGUAAUUAUAUGUGGACAAAAUGGUAUGUUGUGGCUAUCGAGUAGUAAACACUCCACUAGGACUACACCUUGUUCUUACUCUCAGACUGAAAGCCAAGUCUGAAACAUUUAUUAACAUUUAAUACAUAGAUAAACAAAGUACUGUUGAAUAUAUCGCCUGGUAGUUAGAGAGAUAUGAAUCAUUUUAGAAGACAUUUUUCUCUUCCUGUUGAUCUGAUGUACAGACACAUGAUGAUGUUAAAGGACGAGCUUGAGAAAGUUAAAUUUCCUCUUCACCCAAAAUCAACCAUAUUUAUUUCUUUAAUUUUGCACUGCAGGUACAAAGCUAAAGGUGCAAACAAGGAAAUGAAGUCUGUCUCACCCAAAAUCUUUCAACACAUCAUAAAUGUCAACCUCAGACUGCAGUUUUUACGUAAUGUUUUCACAGACUUGCUGAAGCGGAUUUCCCACCGCAAUUUGGUAUCAGUUCCCAAGUUCAAAGGCAGAAUUGUACAGGUAAGCUAAAGGUUACGUGGAUGACAAUUUUUCUACUAAAUGAAAUUUGAAAAUAGUACUAUG